This is a messenger RNA of Botrytis cinerea B05.10, 4190 nucleotides long. RefSeq lists its product as hypothetical. Lineage: Eukaryota; Fungi; Ascomycota; Leotiomycetes; Helotiales; Sclerotiniaceae. The record is from RefSeq and is a predicted model, not a curated record. Bases 244 to 3801 code for a protein of 1185 amino acids. The transcript has 2 exons.
GCACGUCGGCAGUCUUUGACCCCUCUAGGUUAUCUUCCUCCCUCCCCACAACUCACAAUUACAGAGUAACCUUACAUCACCACGCAACUCUAGUCCUGGACACAGCAUUCGGCGUUAUCCAGAGUCAACUCAUGCAUUCUGAAGCAAACCAUCAAGGCACAGAGAGCGGAGAUCCAUGGUCCAGGACAUCGGAGUAAUAACUCCAGGCUUUCUAUUGGAAUAGUUCCAAGCCCGCGUUUCACAAUGGGGCAAACAUCUGAACUAGGAACGCGUCCACAACAUACACCUCUGAAUACCGCGAUCAAUGCAUCAAUCUUUGUCGCCUUCAACGGAAUUCCAACUGUCCCCCCUGCAUCCACCGAUCGCGAUGCUAAAAUCAAGAAUCUCAAACGUCACAAUCGUCUUGUUCGUGCGAACAUUGUUAAAGCUUUCGUGGCGGAAAAAGAGAAGUUGUUGGAGAAAUUUAAGGAUGAUUUCGCGAAGCAGAAAGAUGCUAUUGAAAGAGGAAGAGCUAAUCGAGUCGCAAUUUCCAUGAAGGAGGAUGCGAGGCAGAAGAAGAGUGAAAAGGAACUUGAAGAUCUCUCUUGGUUGAGAGGUCCGAAAUGGUUGUUGGAAUUGCAAGCACAGGAUAGGAAUGGGGGAGUCAAUGAUGUUUCACAGCAGGUACUGCAGUAUAGGGAUAGGAGAUUGAGGAAGGAGAUGGAGGGGCAUAAGAGUGAAGAGUAUGAGUGGAAUCCUAAGGAUUUCCGUUGUCCUGCGCCAGAUAGUGAGACAGAGGAAGAAAAGGAUUUUAGUAGGGAUAGUGAAGGAGAUGUUGUGAUGGGAGGAUUGAAUUCAUCGGGUGUGUCGCCUACAGAACUCAGUACUCCAUCUACCACGACGACGCUUUAUGAGCUCGAACAAAAGCUUGAUAGAGACCUGCAGCGAUUGUUGGAAGAGGGAAUCAAAAAGAUAAAGGAGUAUGAUGUUCAUGCGGACAACUCGUUGAAGGAUUUCAAAGAUAAGUUGGCGCAAGAUAUUAUCAACGGUGUUGGAAUGGACACAACGGAGGGUGAACAAUUGAAGAACACAGGGUCGAAGAUCAAUGUACCAACUCCAUACGUGCCUCAUGUGGGUAUACUUAAAAAGAAGUCUGCUUUAAUGUCAACUUCCUUAGACUCGCCAGCCAGUAUUCGGAAGAAAUCAGUAUCGAUCCAGACCCCAGUGGAGGGCGGGGCUGAUUGCGAUAGCAUUUUGAAGAAGCCGGUACCAAUCCAAUCUUCAACAGAGAAUGAUGGUAGUCCUUUAAAGAAACCUAUAUCGAUUCAAAUACCAGCCAAUAUUCAUAAUGGAGUUUCGGGAAGACCACUUGUACAAAGUCCAAAGGAAAUUACUGGUAGCGCUUCAAAGAAAGUUCGUCUUGAUGAUCCCUUCUGGAAUGGCCCUUCAAGUUCAAGUUCAAGUUCAGGUCCGCUGUUUAUGAAUCAUCCAGCCAGUGCACAGAGCCAGGUUUCUUCCCCAAUGAAUGCUCCUACGGGACCAGCAAAGUCCAGGCGUCCCUCAAAUUCUUCGGAUGGGCCUCAUACUCCUAGUACGCCUAAAGUUUCGACAGGUCCAUCAAAUUCUAAACUUUCCAGGCGUCCAUCAAGCUCUUCGAGUCGACUGCAGAGUCCCAAUGUGGCAGCUUUCCUCGCCGGCUCUUCGAGUUUCAAUGUAUCUACGCCCCGUCUUCUUCAUUCUCGAAGUGCGCCACAGGAUUCUUCUUCUCCUCGUCGGCUAUCUGAUGCCAGUCUGCGAGGUGGUCUAGCUUCGCCGUCCAUGAUUUCCACGCCAUCGACAGAUUCUAAAAGCACAGAUUCCCAUGCUGGCAAAAGUUUCAUAUCAUCAUUUACCUGGCUUCCGAAGCCUGGUAAUCCCUUUGAUCUAAAAACUCUAAUUGGGGAUGAGAUUGAAAUUACUAAACAUGAAUCAGGGAGCAAUUAUGUUGCAUUUAACAGGACUUCGAGACAGACGGGUCACAUCGAUAUCAAAUAUUUCUGGCAGGAUAUCGAGCCCAUCGGACUGCUUGGCACAACCUUCAUAUCUUCGAUCCGAUAUAUUCCAAGAUAUUCCAAUAGCUUCUACGAUUUAGAGAUCCAUUAUGGUGAUAAAGUCAAAAUCACGAGUUUUCACUCCGGCAAGGCAUAUACAGGAUUCAAUACGAGAACAAAAAUAGCAGGGCUAUUUAAUUCCAAAUUUUAUCUAGAGGACAUUAAAGACACCGAGCUAAUCAACAAAACCGCCAUGCUAUCUGGCCCCCGUCACAAUCAUAAUGACGUUCCUCCUCUUUCACAUAUCGGUAAAACCUUCAUAGCAACGUGUACCUUCGGUCCGAAAAGUGCCAAAGAUGUGACUAGUCUGGAAAUUAGAAUUGGCGAUAAGAUUUCCAUUACCAAGUAUGCCUCUGGAGUUAAUUAUAUGGGAUUUAAUGAAAAUUCGGGAGAGACGGGCCAAUUCGACAUGGAUGUUUUCUGGAAGGAUGUUAGGACUUCAAAUUUUGAAUCUGUUGACGGACCAUCUACGUUUAAGAAAAACCCCAAAAACAACAUGAAUCCACAUGUUGGCAAAACUUUCAUUUCAUCGCACACCUAUUUCCCAAGAAGUGGUGCAGCUGAUGAUCUAGUUAUAAAAUCUGGAGAUGCCAUCGAACUUGUCAAGCAUAAAUUUGGUGACGUGUUUGAGGGUUAUAAUACCAGAACAGAUAGGAUGGGCUUAGUCAACAUCUCAUACUUUGUGAAAGACAUCAAUUCUGUUGAUAAGAUUGGAGAACCUUUCUCGGCAACGAGGUCUCGACGUACCGAGAAUCACUCGUAUGGUAGUAGUAUUCCACAGAUCGACGGCAACGACGACUACGAGGAUUAUCCCCAAAUAAAAUCCGCUGUACAUGUUGGCAAAAUUUUCAUCUCAUCACACUCUUGGUUUCCCAAUGAUGGCGGUGAUCUAGCAAUAGGUCAUGGCGAUACUGUUGAAAUUAUCGGUCACAACUUUGGGGAAAGCUAUGAGGGUUACAAUACCAGAACUCAGAGGACUGGCCGAUUCAAAGCCAACUUCUUUCAGAGAGAUAUCGAUGCUGUUGAUCAUAUUGGAAAGACUUUCACAGCCACAAGCAGCUUGCAUGACCCGGACUCUGGUGCUCUACAUAUCAAUCACGGUGAUAUGAUUAAAAUCACAAACAUCAUAGGACUAGAUUUGUACACGGGAAACAAUUUAAGUACCAGACAAACGGGAGGCAAAUUCUAUAUUGAUCAAUUUCGGGAAGAUGUCAAACGUGCCCAUUAUACUGGUAUUGUUGAGAACCGAGCAAACAACGAUCGCCAUUUUGCCGAUGAAAUCCAGGACGAUAUCAACUACAACCAUUCGACUGGUGGAAUUCAAGAUGAUUUCUCGCCUCUCAACUAUAUAGAUAAAGCUUUCACAGCAACGAGUGUCCAGGGUCCUCGAGGGCCUUUGGAUGUCACGCUAUCGAUCUCCAUAGGUGAUAUGAUUGAAAUUAAGAAGUUCGUCUCCGGCUUAACUUUUCGUUGCUUCAACAUCACGAGGGGUAAAUCCGGAAAUGUCAAGUUGGAUGGUUAUUGGAAAGACAUCGAGGCUGCUGAUGGAUCUCUACAUGGCGUGAAUGGAAACCGUAUGGAUGUUGAUUCGCCUAUUAGUAAAAUUUCAACGCCAGGUAGUUUUGGGGGUGGUGUACAGCAACAGCAACAAGAACAAGAACAAUUAGAUAAAACCAGGUUUAAGAUCAAGGGGGCUUCGCGUAACUCGUCACAUGUCAGGGGAAUUUUGUAGCAAAGUGAGAAUUGUACGAUACGGAGAAAAAUAGGAAUGCAGAAGUGGAGUUGAGUUGAAAAGUAUUGAGUAUUCGACCAAGGGGAUGUACAUAUCUGGGGCAUAAAUGGAAUUUGGAACUUUGAUUCUCGAGAAAAAAUACUCACACGGGGAUUGGGGUUGGGGCGUCAAAAGUUUUUGACUUCUUUUCUGUGUAGAAGGAAGUGGGAGGAUUUUGCGUUGUGUUGUUUUGCACUGCAUGUGCUUGGUGAUUUCAUCAUAUUUCUCGAGAGCAGGGAGUUUAUAGAUAGAUACCUAGAUUUUAAUUUAGAUUUUUCUUCGCCUUUUCAUCAUCGACUGUAUUUGGACUUUGAGCACUCUAAUGGAGGGAUCUUGAUGGUGAGCGGGCA